AGAUUCAGGAAGUUCCUGUUUUGCUUGGGUUUUUCGAUUAUGAAAGAAGUGUGGCUUUAUCUACGUUGAACAAUGAGCCGAAUCUAUCACAAUACUUCCUUGCAAAAUAAACCUGUUCAUAAUGAGAAGAUCGGAAAAGCCUGGUCACCGUCCUCUUAUCAGAGUGGUCUAGGUGUAAUAUUAGAGGGAAGGUUGGUGGAUGUCUCACGCCAUGUUAUCACUGAUGUCAACAAUCAGAAGGAGCGAUUCUAUGUUUUAUACAUCAAACCCAGUCGAAUCCAUCAGAGGAAAUUUGAUGCUAAAGGGAUUGAGAUUGAACCAAACUUCAGUGACACCAAAAAAGUCAACACAGGUUAUCUCAUGUCAUCAUUCAAGGUGGAGGCUAAAGGAGAGACUGAUCGUCUCACUGAGGUACAGCUGGAACAACUAGUGACCAAGGAGGAUCUGGUGAAAGUGACAGGGAAACACUGUCCCAGUGGGACCAUAGCUUUCUGGUACCCAGAGAGUGAGAUGAACAAUAUUGAACUACAAAUAGGCCAGGACAUUCGACUGAAAACCAAAGGCAGUGGGCCAUUCAUUUUUUCCUUGGCCAAAAUUGAUGGAGGCACUGUGACUAAAUGCAAUUUUGCUGGAGACGUAAAUGCAGGAGCAUCCUGGACAGACAAAAUAAUGGCAAACAGCUCAAGUACCGACUGUGUGAAAAAGCCUGAUGGCCCAGGAGAGGGAGCAGAUGAGGAAGAAUGGGUUGAUUGAGGAAAUGAAUGGAAUUGAACAGUAAAAUCUCUUAUUCCUGAACGGUUUGACCUGCACAGUUCCAGCCUCCAUUGUGUUGUUGUCGCAGCAUAUGCAAGCUGAGGAGGAAGAGGGUGGUUUCAUUUUCCUCUUUUUAUUUGUUGAAAAAUGUUUAUUUUAUUUCUUUAAGCACUUGUAUCUUUUGGAUUUAUUUAGAUCAUCCAACAGGAAAUAUGAACAAUGUAAUAAACCCAAUGGAAAUGUAUUUGAUGUUGAGUCAUGCAAGUAAGUCAUCACUUCAGUGUGAGUGCAUAAGCAUUUAUAACUUUAAAUAUUACAGUUGUUUUCAAACAUGGAAUUUCAUUGCUAACUGAGCUGAUAGUGAUUCUAUUUAUAUAUUAUGUACAUAAAAAACAACAUAUUACACAUUCAUCCCACAAUGGGGUGUGGCGGGGGGGUUAAAGAAACUAAUACACUUGGAUACAAAUGUUUGUAUUUAUUGGAGAGUAGUAAUUUCAUUCACCCUGAAACAAUUGCCCAGAUUUAAUCUAGUCCUAGAAAUAACAUUUUCAAAUAGGAAAUCUACGUACAAUAUCCUGGCACAUAAUACAUAUUUGUACAAAUACAUUCUAUUAGGAGUCUUAACUAAAUCAUUUCUGUUGUUAGUUAACCAGAGAAAGUGCAAUAUUUGGAUAUGACUUUGCUAGUGUAAACCACAGGGCUUGACAUUGUCACCCGCCAAAUGCAGGUGGUAUUCGGCUGUGGCGGGUAACGCAACGUAACUCUUACUAGCCACUUUGACGGGUGGCAUUCUAUAUCUAUACUCAGGGUUUUUCCAGCUUUCAAAACUCAAACCAAAAUCUCGCAACGCCUAUGUGUGUUGGCAUGGUUAAACAUGAUUUUGUGUGGGAGAAUAGCCAUACUGUCAAUGAAAUCUGGCAACAUUGCAUACAGGACCACACCUGUCCUGACAUUGCAGAGAUGAGUAACGUCAGAAAUA
Molecule: messenger RNA, 1732 nt
Organism: Esox lucius (northern pike)
Lineage: Eukaryota; Metazoa; Chordata; Actinopteri; Esociformes; Esocidae
Gene: arpin
Product: actin related protein 2/3 complex inhibitor
Exons: 6
Coding region: 73-753 (226 amino acids)
Biological process (GO): negative regulation of actin nucleation
Source: RefSeq, a predicted model, not a curated record